AUGAAACUAAAAAUAAUUUUUUUUAUUUUAUUAAUAUGUAUUUAUAAAAUAUCUUCCAUUAAUGUUUUAUUUUUUCUUAUUGGUACAAAUCAAUUUGAAAGACAUAUUUUUGAAUAUCUUGCACAACAAUUAGCAUUAAGACAUCAUUCUGUUGUAACAAUUAAACCAAUUUUAAUACCUGAAGAACCACGUCUUGUAAAACCUAAACUUCAUAUGGUAAAAGAAAAAUUAUUAAAAAAUAUGUUAUCAAAAGAGAAAUAUGAACCAUUAAUAAAAGUUGGUUCAAUUGUUCCUUGGAAAAAAGUAUAUGAAUAUGAAGAGAUGGAUGAACCAUAUUGGAUAGCACAUAAUGCUUCAUGUGAUAAAAUGUUAAAUUCUAAUUUGAUGGAUGUUAUUAAAAAAGAAGAAAUUGAUGUUGCUAUUGUUUAUUCUAAAAAUCCUUGUCAAUUAGGAUUACUUCAUGUUUUGGGACUUCCUUAUAUUUAUUUUGAUUUAGAUGGAUUGACUGAUGAGACAAUAAUUGCAUCAUCUAUUCCAUGGAACUUAAAUAUUGAACUAUCUCAUUGCCCUAUUUCACAUAUCAUUAAGAGUCCAUUAUUACGAAAAUUUACAAAUGGAUUAUGUUUAACUAGACAAUUUCUUAUUCAAAGUGGAAUAGAAAGAUUAUCAAGAUUUUUGUCAAAACAAUAUGAUAAAUUAGAUGGAGAAAUUAGUAGACUAUUUGCAUCUGAUUAUGAAAUUAAAAAAAGAUUUUCAACAUUUCCAGAUGUUAAUAUUUUAAAAAGAAAUGCUGAAUUAUACUUUAUUAAUACUGAUAUAUUACUUGAAAAUAAUCUUGCAUUACCAUUAAAUGUUAUUCCAGUAGGUGGUCUACAUAUAGAUCAUGUUAAGCCUCUUUUUUAUCCAUGGAAUACAACUAUUUCAUCUGCCAAAGAUGGAGUAAUUGUUGUUUCAUUUGGAAGUCAAGCAAUUAUAAAAGGGAUAAAGAGUGAAUUAUUUAAACCAUUAUAUAAUGUAUUAUCAAAAUUGACUACUUAUCGAAUUUAUUGGAGAUUAGGACCAGAGUAUGAAGAAUUAGGUAUUGAAAUGGAUAAAGUGCCAAGUCAUAUAAAUAUAACAACAUUUAUUCCACAAAAUGAUUUAUUAGCCCAAAAGAAAACAAAACUUUUUAUAACUAAUGGUGGUAUUUCAAGUAUAAUGGAAAGUAUAUUUCAUGGUGUUCCAAUGAUUGGUAUUCCAUUAUAUGGAGUAAAUAGGCAAAAUUUAUACAAAAUGAAAAAUAAAGGAUUAGGUUUAGUAAUUGAGAAAGCAGAUGUAACAGAAAAAUAUUUGAUGAAAUGUAUUAAAAAUGUUUUGGAAAAUAAUAAAUAUUCAUUAACAGUAAAAGAUAUGUCAAAAGCUAUAAAAUCACGUUCAGAAAGUUCAUUUCAAAGGGCACUUUACUAUAUUGAAUAUGUUGGAAAAUAUAAUGGUGGAAAAUUUUUAAAAAAUAAAAAUAAAUUAGAAAAUUUUAUUUCACAAAUACAUCCAUUUGUUUUUGUAGUUAUUAUUUUUAUAAUAAUUAUAUUUAUUAAAUUAACACUAGCUUUUAUGUGGUAUAUUAAAAUUAAACUUAAAAAACAAGAGACAGGAAUGAUCACAAAAAUAUUUGACAAAAAAAAGAAAGAAUAA
This is a messenger RNA of Strongyloides ratti, 1671 nucleotides long. RefSeq names its product UDP-glucuronosyl/UDP-glucosyltransferase family-containing protein. Gene Ontology annotation, molecular function: UDP-glycosyltransferase activity. The record is from RefSeq and is a predicted model, not a curated record. The transcript has 2 exons. Lineage: Eukaryota; Metazoa; Nematoda; Chromadorea; Rhabditida; Strongyloididae. Bases 1 to 1671 code for a protein of 556 amino acids.